Messenger RNA from Cynoglossus semilaevis (tongue sole), 7189 nucleotides. RefSeq names its product gephyrin a (gene gphna). Gene Ontology annotation, biological process: glycine receptor clustering; Mo-molybdopterin cofactor biosynthetic process; postsynaptic neurotransmitter receptor diffusion trapping. Bases 148 to 2502 code for a protein of 784 amino acids. Gene Ontology annotation, cellular component: cytoplasm; postsynaptic membrane; postsynaptic specialization. Gene Ontology annotation, molecular function: molybdopterin molybdotransferase activity. Lineage: Eukaryota; Metazoa; Chordata; Actinopteri; Pleuronectiformes; Cynoglossidae. The transcript has 24 exons. The record is from RefSeq and is a predicted model, not a curated record.
CUUGACUUGCACAGCCACACGCAAACGCACACGCACACACACACGCACACGUCGAGCGUGUCCACUGGAGGUGCAGCAGUCCCGCAUACCCACACAGACACACAUUUUUCUGUACGUGCCUUCACAGUGCAGACAGAGGUUGUAAAUAUGGCGGCGGACGGGAUGGUGCUCACUAACCACGACCAUCAGACUCGAGUGGGGAUCUUGACAGUAAGUGACAGCUGUUUUAAGAACCUGGCUGAGGACAGGAGUGGAGUCAACUUGAAAGACCUCGUCCAUGAUCCAUCACUGCUUGGAGGAGUCAUAGCAGCCUACAAAAUAGUUCCAGAUGACAUUGAAGAAAUUAAGGAAACUCUUCUGGAGUGGUGCGAUGAGCAGGAGCUAAAUCUCAUUCUUACCACUGGAGGCACCGGUUUUUCACCACGUGAUGUCACUCCUGAGGCCACCAGAGAUGUAAUAGAGAGAGAGGCUCCAGGUAUGGCUCUGGCCAUGCUGAUGGGAUCACUCAACGUUACCCCACUAGGCAUGCUGUCCAGGCCAGUGUGUGGUAUUCGAGGUAAAACUUUGAUCAUCAACCUGCCAGGAAGCAAGAAAGGCUCUCAGGAGUGCUUUCAGUUCAUCUUGCCUGCCCUGCCACAUGCAAUUGACCUGCUGCGAGAGGCUGCAGUCAGAGUCAAGUCCACGCAUGCCGCCCUGGAACAGCUGCCCUCCCCGUCGCCCCUGCUGGCCAACACACACACUAACACGCACACUAACACCCAUACGAUGGAGCGCGGAACCCAGUGUGAGGAGGAGGAUGAUGAUGAGGAGGAGGACCGGCGGAGGGAUCACCACACCCACAAUCACCACCAUCACCAUCAUCACCACUCCCAGCAUGGCUCUUCCCACAUCACCGCAGCUGCUAUUGCUGCCAAGACAAGCCAUGCAGUGGUCAUGGCUAAAGGGGGGUCCUAUCUUCCUGGUGCAUCACCCACCCCACCCACUCAUUUCACCUGCUCCUGUAGCCCUGAUCCACAGAUACCUGAUUCGAUCAUCUCUCGAGGCGUUCAGGUGCUACCUCGAGAUUCUGCUUCUUUAAGCUCCACCCCUUCUGAGUCUCCGCGGGCAACACAGGCAACCUCCCGCCUCUCAACUGCCUCCUGCCCAACUCCUAAGGUUCAAUCACGUUGUGGCAGUAAUGAGAACAUUCUGAGAGCCAGUCACAGUGCAGUGGACAUCAGUAAAGUCGCACGCCGCCAUCGGAUGUCCCCGUUCCCAUUGACUUCAAUGGACAAAGCCUUUAUCACUGUUUUAGAAAUGACACCUAUUCUGGGAAUUGAAGUCAUUAACUACAGAGCUGGUUUGGGUCGAGUCCUUGCUCAGGACAUCUAUGCCAAAGAUAACCUUCCUCCCUUUCCUGCCUCUGUGAAAGAUGGCUAUGCUGUUCGAGCUGCUGACGGCCCCGGAGACCGUUUCAUCAUGGGAGAGUCACAGGCUGGACAACAGCCCACUCACACUGUGAUGCCAGGUCAGGUGAUGAGGGUAACGACUGGGGCUCCGAUCCCCUGUGGAGCUGAUGCUGUGGUGCAGGUGGAGGACACAGAACUGCUGAGGGAGUCUGAGGAUGGCACAGAGGAGUUGGAAGUCAGGAUUAUGGUCCAGGCUCGACCAGGACAAGACAUCAGACCAAUAGGUCAUGACAUCAGGCGAGGGGAGUGUGUAUUGGCCAAGGGAACACAUAUGGGCCCGUCAGAGAUUGGCCUGUUGGCUACAGUGGGAGUGACUGAGGUCAGCGUGCACAAGUUUCCUGUUGUGGCCGUCAUGUCCACUGGAAAUGAGCUGUUAAAUCCAGAGGAUGACCUUCACCCAGGGAAGAUCAGAGACUCUAACCGCUCCACUCUUCUGGCCACCAUCCAGGAGCAUGGGUACCCCACUAUCAACCUGGGCAUCGUUGGCGACAACCCUGAUGACCUGCUCUCAGCUCUCCACGAAGGUAUUAGUCGCGCUGACGUCAUCAUCACGUCCGGGGGCGUGUCCAUGGGAGAGAAGGACUACCUAAAGCAGGUGCUGGAUAUUGACCUUCAUGCUCAGAUCCAUUUUGGACGAGUUUUUAUGAAGCCGGGUCUUCCUACUACCUUUGCCACUGUUGACAUUGAUGGUGCACGAAAACUCAUCUUUGCUCUACCAGGUAACCCAGUGUCUGCAGUGGUGACUUGUAAUCUUUUUGUUAUUCCUGCACUGAGGAAGAUGCAAGGCAUCCUGGACCCUCGACCUACGAUUAUUAAAGCUAGGCUUUCCUGUGACGUUAAGUUGGAUCCCAGACCAGAGUAUCAUCGCUGUAUUCUCACCUGGCACCACCAGGAGCCGCUGCCGUGGGCACAAAGCACAGGAAACCAGGUUUCCAGUAGGCUAAUGUCCAUGAGAAGUGCCAACGGCUUGCUGAUGUUGCCUCCUAAAACUGAGCAGUAUGUGGAGCUCCAUAAGGGGGAGGUUGUUGAUGUCAUGGUGAUUGGACGACUAUGAUGCAGACUUCCGUGUCAAACACUACUGAUUACUGUGGCAGUGCCAGGACUUCCUGUCUGUACAGGAAAUGGGAGAGGGCAGGAAGUGAUGCAUGUCUACCUGGUCACCAUUAGCUGUGAUGUAUAUGCAACAGCCAAUUGGAGCCAGUGCAGUCUGAAUCCUCAGCCGUCUGCUCUGGGGAACUGUAUUUUAAUGGGAAAAAAAAAAGUAAAAACAAAUAUUUAAAAAGAAAUUUAUUCUGUAUUAUUAUUAUUGUUAUUAUUAUUAUUAUUAUAACUACAGAUAUACUUAGAUAAUAUUCUCUUUAUUAUAAUCCCUAUUAUUGAUUAUUAUCACCUAAGCAGUAUUCAUACCCUCACCUUCCUCAUCAUUGGCGCUGUGUGUUAAACACGUUAUAACCUGGUUUAUUGUGGACAUGUAGCUUUCCUUUCCUUUCUCACAUCUUCCUCACGAAACCUGACCUUUUCCCCUUUUAGUACCUCUAAACCUUACUUGGCUGCUGCCCGUUUCACCUCAUCUUUUUCUGUCACCUCUCUGCCCUGUAUCCUGAUAACUCUACUACUUUUAUGCUCUUUAUUGUAGGCCCCUCCCACAACAGUGACCCAAACAUGGAUUCUGACAAAAAUGUUUUUUUUGUAAAAAAAACAACUUUUUUUCUAUUCUAAAAGAGGUGAUUUUUUUUCCUUUUGUUUUGACGUCUAGAACCACACUGUGAAGCUGACCUAAACAUGGUUUUCAGUAAAAGCCAUGAAAUUCUUUGCUAUGACAAUAAUUAUGAAGAAGAUUUAUAAUACACUACAGAAUAAAAUAAAUACAAAAAUAUACAUUUUUGUGUAGAGAGUGGCUUGCAUUUUAACAACUGCAGUUGAAAGGUUCCCUGCAUGAGAGUAAGUCAAAAAGUCCACUUGAAAAUAACCUCUUUUAAUAAAAAUGCCAUCUGUUAAUUGCAUAUCCUCCAUUUAAGUCUUAACACUUCUCCAGGCACCAGGUCACAACCUGCUACUCUGCCACAUAUAAAGACUGAAAUCCACCUUCUUCAGAGAAUGUUCUUUCAAUUUUGGGAAAGAAAGCGCUGAUUGAGCUUGAUCAAAAUGUUUAGUAAACGUAUUACAGGGUUAGAUUUACGUUUCGGUUGUUGUUAGCUCUGAUUUAAAAAUUUUGGAUUAUUAAAAAGUCUUAUAAAUUGUAACAAAUCCCAAGACUUGGCAAAGAUAUACUGCUAAUGAUAAAAUCUGUCAAAGCUGACGGUGACACUUGAGUGACUUAGUACGUUUGAGUUAUUAUCUGAAUUUAUUAAGUCUUAUCCUAGAAUUUGUUUUUUUACUUACCUCUGUAUAACAGGUGGACAGACAGCUGGACACCAAUGCAGGACAGAUGGACCAGAGAUAAUUAGUCCAUCUUUCCAUACUAUUAAUUCGUACAUUUUUAUUUGAUUUUCUUUUUACAUUUCCAUACAGCAUAUUUGGUAGCACUGAGCACUCGAAGGAACUCCUGCUCUUAGGCUGAAUUGUACUGUGAUUGGUCAGAGACUUGCUUUGACACUAUAGGCCACAGAAAAGUGGGUAAAGUCACUUUAAAAACAUUGUUGAAGGCUAUAUCAACAACUAUCUCGACCUACACAGAAAAAGAAUCCUGCCUACCGUACUUCGACACGGCUGGCUCCGAUCGGUUUCAUGUGGUCAUUCAUGUCUGUUCAACAUGUUUAAACCAAAUUUGCAGCUCCUUAUUGUUGCUACACUGUCUUCUCUCUUAUUACAAUGGACCUCAAACUCAAGCCAAGACACAAAGAUCAACUAGAAUUCACUGUCACGCUAAGAGUUAAACAAAGAGAUUGACCCUUGUGUCUUUUUGUUAGCCAUGAAGCUACAACAAAAUCAUUGAAAAUACUGUCGAUUUUUUGCUGUAUGGACGCCAUCCUGUCCAACCACAGCAAAGUCGACCUUUCUCCACUUCCAUCCAGAGGCUCUAAAGAAAGUGGCUUCAGCUUUGAGGACGGUUCAGUAUUUUUACAGCACAGCUGAGAAGUUUUGUUUUCAGCAAAUGUAAUUCCACAUUUGGUGCUAUGUUGAAUAUUUCCGGCAACUCUUCAGUGUGUGUGCGUGUGUGUGUGUGUGUGUGACCCUGUGGCCAAGUAAGAAUAAAAUGUAUCUAACUAAUAGAGAAGCUGGUUAAAUGCAUAGUAGGUUUUUAUCUGUGAUUUGGUUUUGAUAGGAAAAGCAAAGGAUAGGACAAAUUUUCCUUUUGUCAUUAACAGUACUUCUUAAUACUGAGACUAAAAAUUUGUGUUGGCUUUUGUUUUCUUGUUUAAGGUAAUCUGAGGCCUACAACUAUUUCCAAUUUGUACCCAAGAAAUGUGAGGGACUGAUGGUAGAUGACUUGAAAUAAACUACUAUUUCACAGUUUUCUCUAUUCAGUCAAACUGUGACAUGAUAUCACUUGAAAGCAAGGCGUGGCGUUCAGGUGCUCUUACCAUUAUAACUAGUAUAUUCACCAUGGCUGUGCCACGGUGCUUUGUAAAGUUAAAAUAUUCUAUAAAAGCUACAAGUCAAACUUCCUCUCUGAUAAACUGCUGUGGAAUUAUCAUGUGACCGUUAGAAUCUUGAGAGCUUAUUUUACAUUUAGCACUAACAAAAUAGUUCCAGUGUGAGCAAUGCCAAACAGAGCCACAAGGUCAAAGAUCUAAUGCUGCAUUCAGGUCAGACUCCGAAUUCUGCUGAACGGUUGUCUCAUAAAUGUACUUUAAACAGAAGUUGUUGUUUUUUCCCUCGGUGGGCUGCAUACCUUAGUAGUCUGUUUCAAUCUUUGUCCUCUGUCCCCCUUGGCCGAUGCAACCUUUGUCCCUCCUUCCUCCUACUCAUCCUCAUCCUUUUACUUUCUACACACUUGUGCAUGCCCCUAGUGUGGGUGGGUAUCUUUCUCUUUGGGCAGUGUUGAUUCUCUGUGUGAGACCAGGAGUGAACAUCAGAUCUUCUAAUAUGUGGAUGUGUUUUGAGGUUUGUUCUUGAUAACCAUUGGUGCGUAAAUGUCGUUUUCAGAGCCUGUACAGUAAUUUGAUACUAACCCUGUCUAUCGUAUUUCAUGAAAAAAAGCCACCCCUAAAAAUAAGGACACAUUGAUGUCCAAAAAUUCAACACAUAAGCCUCGCCAAAUAUUAGCCACAGUCCCAGUUCGCCAAGUGCCAAACCCAGGACCUUCCUCAUGUAAGGCAGUGCGUGAUAAAUGCUACACUGUGGAACCACCAUAUGUACUGGAUUGAAUAAUUAAACAUUUGCACAAAGUUAAGGUUUCUGCUUAUUUUCAAACCACAUAUGUCGUGUGAAAUAAGGAAGUUAUGUAGCACUUUGUAAAGGAGGCCCUUUUCAUGGCAUCAUGUUCAGACUGAUUGAUCAUGUACAUACUAAUCACCUCAAUUCAAAACCAGUUAUAAAUAAACAAAUACAUUUAAAUCUCAUGCUUAACUUGAACAAAGGUGGGCGAAAAGAGUCCACACAGAAAGAGAGUUCACACCAUAUCCAACAGGUUUUGUUUUCUAUACAAACUAUACAGGUUCUGGGGUACUCUGUUUCUACCCUGUAAAACAGGGGUGUCCACCCUUUGUUGGCUUGGGAGCUACUUUUCAAAUGACCAGACCAAAGUGAUCUACCUACAUUAAUACUGUUUAAUAUAUAUUUAGCCAUAUGAGCUGAAUAUACUUUAUAUAACACAUUAUAUUUUGAUUAAAUAGCUGUAGCCGUUAGGCACAAUAUGAUUCAAUACUUGUAUUGUUGCUGAUUUAGUCCUAGAGAUUUAAUAUUAAAAAAAAAAAAAAUUAUUUUAAUUCCUCAUGAUCUACCAGUACUCCCUUUGAUCUACUUAUUGGACACCCCUGCUGUAUAAUAUACAAAUAAUACAUAUACAUGCAUACAGUUUUUAAGUACAAACCAAAUUCUAAGGCUUAGUAUAAGUGUCCUACUCAUAUAUAAGCCUAAGAGGUGAAAGUCUUCCAAAUGUCGAGCUGUUUAGAGCUUAAAAUAUAUACUUUAUUGUACUGUUUAUGUUGGAUUUUUCACACUGCAGUAAUGUAAUGUGAUGGCUUGGUUUAUAUUCAUUUUUUGGACAGUCCAUUUUAAUCCCUGAGCAUUGCAAUAUUUAAAAUCGAAAUGUAAGCAUGGCUUAAUUUACAUGAAAUACGGUAUCAUCACUCUGCCAGACGUGUCAGAUCCUUUAUGGUUACGCACUACGGUAAUCAGCAACAUUAACAAUAGCAAUUGGGAAAACAGGGUGAAAAAGUUUAGUAAAUAUCUUUGUCGAACCACAACUAAAUUUCAUAUAAAGUAGCCAGUAAUUUAGCUUCUUUGUUUUGUAUUGCUUUCGGCAGCUUUGUUAAUUCUGAUAAUUCCAGAAUGACGUGAAUCCAGCAUCAGAGCUUUGCCUGGCGCCUGCCCAAGGAGGACCAAUCAAACCCAGAUAGAUCCAUUUGAAAAAGAAGAUGCAGGUUAUCGUUAAACUGCCUUUGUACUGAGUGAUUAGUUACAUGGGACUGAACUCAGUGUCACACUGCACAUACUAUAAACUAUGACCAGCACUUGCAAUGAAGCAAUGACACAGCAUUCUACUACUACUGUAUAAAUAUGAUGAAGAGGAUGUUUUUUCUGUAACAUUAUUGAAACUGAAGGUAAAUUAAUAAAAAAUAAUCCUGACUAUUCUG